Messenger RNA from Ceutorhynchus assimilis (cabbage seed weevil), 1500 nucleotides. Lineage: Eukaryota; Metazoa; Arthropoda; Insecta; Coleoptera; Curculionidae. The record is from the annotation of a GenBank genome assembly.
AUGGGUAAGAAACUACAGAAUAACAGCACGAACAAAUCAAGAGUUUCCAAUAAGAAACCGAAACCUUCUAAGGAAGAAAAGGAACUUUUGGAGACCGUCGAUAGCCUUUUGAGACUUACUACUUUUCCCAUACAUAACAAUGUAGCACAGUCAUUGGAUUGUCAGAAACAAAUUAAUUCGUUUAUUGAAAGAAUCAGAGUUUUGGAGGAGAAAUUAUCCAAAAAGCAAAAUAAAUCCUCAGAUAGUAAAACAACACCAGUUCGCCAUAGCAAAGAAAACAUUGAAACAUUCACAGGAUGGCUGAAAGAAAAUAAUGCUGAACUAAAUGGAUGCUCUAUUUCAGUAUUUGAUGGCUACGAUCUGGGUAUCAAAGUGGAUAAAGACAUUUCUCAAAGUUCACUAGUCAUAGCUGUUCCAAGGAAAAUUACAAUGUCUGUUGAGAGUGCUAGGAAAAGUAUUGUGCAAGAUUUAGUAAAUAAGGUGGAUAUAUUGAAAAACAUGCCAAAUGUCCUCUUAGCAGUCUAUCUACUUGUGGAGAAAUUUUCAGAAACCUCCUUUUGGAAGCCCUACUUGGAUAUCUUGCCAAAAACUUACACUACUGUUCUCUAUUUUACAUUAAGCGAACUUGAAGAACUUAAGGGAAGUCCAACAUUGGAAGUUGCUCUCAAGCAAAUAAGGAGCAUCGUUAGACAAUAUGCAUAUUUCCAUAAGUUGUUUUGGGCUUCAGAGGAUCCUGUCAGUGAAUUGAUGAAGAACAAAUUCACUUUCAGUGAAUAUUGUUGGGCAGUUUCCACAGUCAUGACAAGACAAAAUAUGAUUCCCUCGGAAGAUGAUAACAGUAUGAUAAAUGCCCUAAUACCGUUGUGGGAUUUGUGUAAUCAUACCAAUGGAACAAUAUCAACUGAUUUCAAUUCCCAACAAGAUCGCAGCGAAUGUUUAGCUUUUAGAGAUUUCAAAGCUGGAGAGCAACUGUUUAUAUUUUACGGUGUACGUACAAACGCUGAUUUUUUCGUACACAACGGGUUUGUGUAUGAGGACAACGAAAACGACAUUUAUUGGAUCCGAUUGGGCAUCAGCAAGUCGGACCCUUUACAGGAAAAAAGACAGGAGCUCUUAAAGAAGUUGGGUAUUUGGAGCAUGGCAGAGUUUUCAAUUAAAAAGGGUCCGAGGCCAGUGGAUGGAAGGUUGUUGGCCUUUCUGAGGAUUUUCAACAUGGAUUCAGAUCAGCUUGAUCACUGGAUCCAAUCGGAAAAGUCCUCGGAUCUCCAAUAUUCAGAAUGUGCGCUAGACACAGCCCUAGAGCACAAAUCUUGGACUUUCCUCAAAGCUAGACUAAGUUUACUAUUAGCUUCGUAUAAAACUAAGCAGGAAGAUGAUGAAAAACUACUCGAGGAUCCCAAUUUAUCUGCAAACCUAAAAGUAGCCAUAAAAAUGAGGUUCACUGAAAAAAGGCUGUUACAAGACUGUUUAGUUUAUGCUGAGGAAAUGAUUCAAAAAUAA